Parnassius apollo (apollo) is the source of this 1626-nucleotide messenger RNA. The record is from the annotation of a GenBank genome assembly. Lineage: Eukaryota; Metazoa; Arthropoda; Insecta; Lepidoptera; Papilionidae.
AUGGAUGUUCCUCUCAAGAAAAAGAGCUACAUUCAAAAAUAUAGGACUGAAUGGGAGAAUGACGAAGACUUUAAACAGUGGAUAAAGCCAAUAGCGGAUAGUCCAACGAAAGCCUUUUGCAAGUAUUGUCAUGUAGAAAUUGCUGCCAAAAUUUAUGAUUUACGUAAGCACAGAGAAUCUAAAAAACACAAAGCAAAAUGUGAAUUAAUCACAAAAAAUAAACAGAUCCAGUUUACCUCUACACCUGAUGAUGGUUCAAAGAACAGUCAAAAAGCUGAAGGCCAGCUUGCCUUGUUCAUUGCUGAACAUACUUCCAUAUCCAACACUGACCACCUUACAGACCUUUGUAAAGAAGUUUUUCAUGAUUCAAAGUGUGCCAAAGAUAUAAAAAUGCAUAGAACUAAAUGUACGCAAGUUAUAAAUCAAGUGCUGGCGCCGCAUUUUAAGGAUACUCUUCUAAAAGAUAUUGGCACGCAGAAAUAUAGUAUUAUUUUAGAUGAAUCUACGGAUGUUAGCGUCUCAAAAUACAUGGGAAUAAUAAUACGAUAUUUUAGCCUGAAUACGAAUAAUAUUGUGUCAUCAUUUCUGUCUCUGGAGCCUAUUGAAAGAGCUGAUGCGAGAGGUAUUGUCACAUCUUUAGUAAAAUGUUUGGAGUCACAAAGUCUUCCAAUACAAAAUUUGAUUGGGAUCGGCACCGACAAUGCCUCGGUCAUGACGGGCCGAAAUAACAGCGUAAUUGAAAUUUUGAAGAGAGAAAAUAAUUUACCAAAUUUGAUCCUCAUUAGAUGCAUCUGCCACUCUUUGCAAUUGGCGGUCAGCCAUGCGUCUGAAAGCAAUCUGCCACGUAACAUAGAAUUUCUGAUAAGAGAGACGUACAACUGGUUCUCCAUUUCUCCAAAACGCCGAGACGAAUAUAAAGCGCUGUUUCAAACAAUUAACUGCGGGGAUGAACCAUUAAAAAUAUUAAAGGUUUGUGACACCCGUUGGUUAUCAAUAGAGCCUGCUGUGUUGAGAAUAUUGGCACAAUGGAACGAGUUAAAACUACAUUUUUCUUUGGCCAGAGAGAAGUGCUAUACAGCGGGACUUCUUUGGGAAAUGUACAAUGACGAGGGUAAUCGUCUUUACUUAUGUUUUUUGAAAAGUAUUCUUCACGACGUUCAAAUUGGCAUUAAGGUAUUUGAAGGUGAAAAUAUUGAUCCUGUCAAACUGUUAGAAACUCUGAUGACCUUGUUACGAUCUGUCUGCGUUAGAAUAAUAAUACCAGGCGCCGCGACAACAGACAAAGAUUUCCUCACUAUCAAAGUAGAAGAUCAUCUAGAUCCAGUUGCACAUUUGGGACAUCUUUUCGAAUCUCAUGCCAGUAAUAGCAACUUAUCUCCGCAAGCAAUUUCUAAUAUCAAAAAACGAUGCAUCGACUUCAGUGUCAAGUUGGUACAAGAAAUUCAGAACAGAAUACCUUCUAAUUACGAGAUCCUAGCAAAAGUAACACUCUUAAGUCCAGAGAACACAUUAAAACAGAUCAAGGAUCCUCAUGCACUGGUUGGAUUAGCAAGAGAAUUGGGAUUCGAUGACCAAAAGACAGAUAAAAUUGUUCAACAAUGGAAAACUAUACAAUUACACCCAUAG